Messenger RNA from Oryza brachyantha (malo sina), 1987 nucleotides. RefSeq names its product E3 ubiquitin-protein ligase RNF14-like. Gene Ontology annotation, biological process: ubiquitin-dependent protein catabolic process; protein polyubiquitination; positive regulation of proteasomal ubiquitin-dependent protein catabolic process. Gene Ontology annotation, molecular function: ubiquitin conjugating enzyme binding; zinc ion binding; ubiquitin protein ligase activity. The record is from RefSeq and is a predicted model, not a curated record. NCBI's taxonomy places the organism in Eukaryota, Viridiplantae, Streptophyta, Magnoliopsida, Poales, Poaceae. Gene Ontology annotation, cellular component: cytoplasm; ubiquitin ligase complex. The transcript has 8 exons. The coding region runs from base 174 to 1652 and encodes 492 amino acids.
AUGACGUGUUCGACCUGGACGCUCCGUGGGUGGCGGCAGCCGAGGCGGAAUCGAGGCUGGAGAAGGCCAUGAUGGCGGUGGCCGCGGAGGGACUUCGUCUUUGCUGAACAGAGGAGAAGGGGGUGGAGGAGGGAGAUGAGAUACGAGACAACCGGCAGCGACAGGAGGACGAGAUGAUGGCUUUGGAGGCGAUAUAUGGCGAUGAUCUGGCUUUAUUUGGAAAGAAAGGGGGGCUCCACUAUUUCGAGAUUUACAUACACUAUAAUUUGAAUGAAGGCACUGAAGUGUGUGCUAAGCUCUCUUCAGCUAAUAGCAAUCCAAAAGAUGGAAGAUGUAGUGAUGGAAUAGAAGAGCAUGGUGAUGAACCAGAUGAAUUUUCUUACUCCUGCAAUUUUGAGUACUUGCCUCCUUUGGUUUUGACAUGCUUGCUUCCACUGACCUAUCCUAGCAAAGACCCCCCAUAUUUUACUAUCACUGUUAAGUGGAUGGAUGGGCCUAAUGUUUCGCAACUCUGUGAGAUGCUUGACACCCUUUGGGCAGAGUUGCCAGGGCAGGAAGUGGUAUACCAGUGGGUGGAGUGGCUAAGAAAUUCUUCUCGGUCAUAUCUUUGGUUUGAUGGCAAAAUUACUUUAGGUCCAGAUAUCCCAAUGCACAAAGUGGAUUGCCGUGCAAUCUCAAGAAGUCUAUCCUUGGAGUCUGUAAUUCCUUCCAUGCUCAGCUACAGUAGCAAGAAGCUCUAUCAAGCUUUUCUUGAGGAUCUCCACAUGUGCAUGAUAUGCCUUAACCAGAGCAAAGGUUCAAACUUUAUCAGGCUUCCUUGCCAACACCUCUUUUGUGUGAAGUGCUUGGGGACCUUAUGCAGGAUGCAUGUCAAGGAAGGUAGCGUUUUUCAGUUGGUAUGCCCUGAUACCAAGUGUAAUGCUUCAAUUCCACCCUAUGUGUUGAAGAGGCUUCUUAUGGAAGAUGAAUUUGAACGCUGGGACAGGCUUAGGUGGUCCCAGAAAGCAUUGGACUCAAUGUCAGACGUGGUUUACUGUCCAAGAUGUGUGAUCGGUUGCUUGGAAGAUGAGGAUAACAAUGCGCAAUGUCCAAAAUGUUCUUUUUUCUUCUGCUCGUUUUGUAAGGAGCCAUGCCAUCCUAGUAAGCAGUGCCUGACUCCAGAGGAAAAGCUCCAGCGCCGUCAGGCGUCAGGAAGGAUGUCUGAGAGAGAGAUGGCACAGGAAAUGCUGAGCAUCAAAGCAUUGUACAGCGACGUUCGAUUAUGUCCAAAGUGCCGAAUGGCCAUCAGCAAAACUGAAGGGUGCAACAAAAUGGUCUGCGGCAACUGUGGUCAGUUCUUUUGCUUCCGCUGUGGCAAGGCCAUAAAGGGUUAUGAUCAUUUCAGUGAAUGCCAGCUCUUCGCGCCUAGAGAUAUAUCGGCGUGGGAGAGACAAAUGGAAGAACAGUUUGGAAAUCAUGUACGAACUUCACUGCGCCCUGUAGGUGGUACAGUCAGGUGUCCGAAAUGCCGUGAAAGAAAUUUCAAGGAUGAUGAGAAAUACAUUUUCUGCUGGGCAUGCCGGGCCAACUACUGCACAUUGUGCAGACGUGAAGUCCAGGACAAGAGGGGGCACUUUGGGUCACCAGAAUGCGUGGGGCUUGAAGAUUUCUAGCAACGGAUCUCUACUCCCAUCAUCACAUUUUUACAGCUUAGGAUGUCAGCCGUCAUAUCAAAUGUUCAAUCUGACAUUGAAUCUAAUCGAUUAACGAGACCAUACGCUGUAACAAAGAGUUGGGGUACAUUGGAAAUGCAUGACUUAUCUUGCAGAUUCAUUCAUAUGUGAGUAUGUGACAACUAAAACCUUUCUUCAUGCAUGGCUCAUAUAUUUUGCUGGCUUUUCUCAUUGGCAAGUGCAACAAAAGCACCAGCAGAUCAAACAUCUCUUUUGCAAUUUAUGUAUGAUUUUUGAGUUUCUACUGCUAGGGGCAAUACACACAGCUACAGCUA